GUCGAUCUUCUCACUUUAAUUGCCGUUUGCACUAGACCCAAAAAGAGAUAUACUGUAAAGAAUAGUAUACUACUACAUUAAUGAUAAUUGAAAAUAUAUAAAGAAAAGAAUAAACAACGAAAAGUCUCCACUCUCCAUUACCACACACCACCUAUACAUAUAUGCCAUCACACUUCCUAUUCUUCACCAAAAACAAGCUCAAUAUUCUCUUCUUUCAUUUCACUCGAUCAAGUUUGAGCUUAGCUUUUAAAAAAAGAGAGAAACAAAUCAUGAGGACAAUGGUUGAUUUAGGAAAGCAAAGAGAUCAUAACUAUCACCACAUGCAAAUCAUAACCACUCCUACCUCCGUGGAUUGUUCUCGCGAAUUCCGUCACCGACGAACACUUCGUUCACUCAUCGAAUGCAUGAUUCCAUACUGUUGCACUUACCAACAACAACCAUACCAAAACGACACCCUUUCAGUCUCUUCCACUUCAUCCUCGUCUUCAUCCUCAGACCACUCUUCCUCCUCCCAGAGUAGCAGUACCGUAAGUGGAACUUUCUUCGGACACCGUCGUGGCCGAGUCAGCUUCUGCCUUCAAGACGCCGCCGUGGGAUCUUCACCGCUGCUCCUCCUCGAGCUAGCUGUUCCUACGGCAGCUUUAGCCAAAGAAAUGGACGAGGAAGGUGUUCUACGCAUAGCCCUCGAGUGUGACCGUCGUAGAAGCAGCAAUAGUCGUUCGUCUUCGAUCUUUGAUGUUCCUGUUUGGUCUAUGUUUUGUAACGGAAGGAAAAUGGGAUUUGCCGUGAGGAGAAAGGUGACGGAGAACGACGCCGUUUUCUUGAGGAUGAUGCAGUCUGUGUCAGUCGGAGCCGGAGUGGUGCCGUCGGAAGAGGAGGAUCAGAUGUUGUAUUUGAGGGCUAGGUUUGAGCGAGUUACUGGUUCGAGUGACUCGGAAUCGUUUCACAUGAUGAAUCCGGGUGGUAGUUAUGGACAAGAGCUUAGUAUAUUUCUUUUGCGAUCGUGAAAUUAAGUACGGUAUACUAUGUCAUGUUCGUUUUUAUUUUUAUAAAUGUAAAUCUUAAAGUAAUAUAUAUGCAAUUUUUAUCAUUUCCACUAAAAAUAUAGAAUUGGUUCUUGAGAGAGAAUUGGGCAUAUUUUUAAUUUGGGUAAUUUAGCACAUAAAUGACGCGCCAAGAUUGUUUUAAGUCUCAUAAAUCAAUCAAAAUAUCAGCUAUUAUUCUUACUAAUAUCAGGACACAAUAGAUUAAAAUACUAUAGUAGUGGUGGUUUCAUUCUUUUGGUUGAUUUGUACACACUAGAUCAUGGACUAGACGGAUUAGAUCCAUGCACACACUAAAUCUAACCGUAUAUAUAAAAUUUCAGAAAUAUUCAUAUAGCUAGCAAAUAACUGAAUUACCUUAGAUAUUCGCGACUUUAAUUUGUAGUUGAUCAUCUUAGAAGUAAUCUUAGCCGCACAUAAGAUAACGAUAGCAAUAACACAUGGAAUAUAUAUUUGGUAGUUAGAUUGAAAGGGAGUGGAUGCGAGAUAGUGGACAGUUCUUGACUCUAGUAUUUCUUACCAUCUCGUUGGUUAAUAUAUAACAAAGCGUUAAAAGAUUUUUGUUCAAAAC
Messenger RNA from Arabidopsis thaliana (thale cress), 1614 nucleotides. Its product is annotated as MIZU-KUSSEI-like protein (Protein of unknown function, DUF617). The transcript has a single exon. Lineage: Eukaryota; Viridiplantae; Streptophyta; Magnoliopsida; Brassicales; Brassicaceae. Gene Ontology annotation, biological process: hydrotropism. Bases 162 to 1007 code for a protein of 281 amino acids. The record is from RefSeq and is marked reviewed.